Messenger RNA from Chenopodium quinoa (quinoa), 3045 nucleotides. RefSeq lists its product as uncharacterized. The transcript has 4 exons. The record is from RefSeq and is a predicted model, not a curated record. The coding region runs from base 429 to 2729 and encodes 766 amino acids. NCBI's taxonomy places the organism in Eukaryota, Viridiplantae, Streptophyta, Magnoliopsida, Caryophyllales, Amaranthaceae.
UGUAUCCAAAUCGGUGGUGGAAGUGGAAUUUGUAUGUGAAUAUACAACCAUCAUUACUUGUCAAAAACACAUCACCCCUCACUUUCAACUUUUUUUUAAAGACCUUUUUUUUUAUCAAUUUUUUUUUUAAAAAAUAUUUUAUUUUCACAAUUUCACCCACUCUAAUCCCCUAAAAAGUCAACUCAUAACCCAUUAUAUAUAUUCUUCCUCAUAUCCCAAAUACAUUAAAACAAAGUAAAUUCUAUAUUAAAAAUAAAAUAAAAAAAUCCACUCUACUUUAACCCUCCACUUCUUCAAAUUCCAAUUACUCAUCCUCUUUUUUGACCAAAAAUUUCCCAAAAAUUCCAGAUACCCAUUUGAGAAAAGUGAACCAAUUGUGCAAAUUUUGAUUUUUUUUUUUUUUUGUGUAAAAGUUUUAAUCUUUGUUAAUGGUUGUGAAUAUGAUCAAGUGGAGGCCAUGGUUGCCACCACUUCAAUCGAGAAAAUUUGAGGUUAAAAUUGUGGUUGGUUCAAUUAAAGGGUUAAAUUUAAUUCAAGAAGAGAAAGAUGAUGAUGAAAAUUAUAAAUUUAGGGUGGAGAUUAAGUGGAAAAACCCUAAAUCAAAUGGGUUUAAAUCAUUGAAAAACAAGGGUGUCAAGAAAUUAAUUUCAAGGGAAGAGAGAUUGGGUCAAAACGGUGUCGUUCAGUGGGAUGAAGAAUUUACGAGGGUUUGUCAAUUUUGUGGGUCUAAAGAUAAGAUUGAGGGUGUUUUUCAUCCUUGUGAAGUCUCUUUGGUGGUCUUUUAUGGUUCUGAGAAACGAACAAAGAAGAUGGCUCCGUUGACAGCAUCUGCUGUAUUAAACCUUGCUGAAUUUGUUUCUUUGGAAGAAGAUGUGAAUGAUUUUGACAUCAAUGUUCCUCUUUCUAUCCUCCAUAGCGGUUUCAAUUGCAGCCCCUCUCUUUGUAUUUCUCUUAGCUUGAUGGAGUUGAAAUCUGCGCGAGAACUGUCAGUUGAAGGGCAGAGACCAAUAAUGUUUGCUCCAUUAUCGCCUUGUUUUGGUGCUUCUCAUCUGAUCAAGAAUGAUGAAGCUUCUUCUUUUAAAUCAAAUCUAAGAAAAGUUAAAAGCUUGACAGAUUUUGUUUCAUCUAGAAAAUUGAAGAAGGCAUACAAUGGAGAAGGCAGUUGUGACAGUAAGUUCUCUACUGGAAGUGAGGAUUCAGACCCUUUCGACACAGACUCAUUUGGCGAUACUGAUGAGGGUGAAUCAGAAGAAAGUAAAGAGGAUGUGGAUGUUCAAAAAUCCUGCAGUUAUGGCACUUUAGUCCAUGCCAACUUCGCUGGAGGAGCACUUGACCUAGGAGUCAAUUGUGAGGGCGAUGAUUUGGUUUAUUACGGCAGACAUAAACCACAUGUAGACAGCUCUGUUGCUCAAGAUUAUGACACAUUGAUUUCAGAGCAAUUGCAGAGGCCGAGUUCGAAAUUUGGUAUUUCAUGGACGAAAGGAAAGCUGAGCUUUAAAUCUCGUAAGGUCAAAGGAGAGCCAUUACUGAAGAAGGACUAUGGUGAAGAAGGCGGAGAUGAUAUUGAUUUUUAUCGCCGACAGCUUUCUGAUGAAUCCUUAGCGCAAUUUGAAGGUUCGAUGGGAAGUGCAUCAUACAUUUCUGAAUUUGGGGAUGACAACUUUGCUGUCGGUAGCUGGGAGCAAAAGGAGGUUCUGAGCCGUGAUGGGAGCUUGAAGCUUCAAACUCAAGUCUUUUUUGCUUCAAUCGAUCAAAGAAGUGAAAGGGCAGCUGGUGAGAGUGCAUGCACUGCUUUGGUUGCUGUCAUUGCUGAUUGGCUUCACUCCAACCAAAGGGAAAUGCCUGUAAAAUCUGAAUUUGACAGCCUCAUUCGAGAAGGUUCCCUUCAGUGGAGAAAUCUCUGUGAGAAUGAGGACUACCGGGAGAAAUUUCCUGACAAGCACUUUGAUCUUGAGACUGUCAUUCAAGCUAAAAUCCGCCCCCUCUCUGUCGUCCCAGAGAGAUCUUUCAUUGGUUUUUUUCAUCCUGAUGGGCUAGAAGAGGAGUGUUUUGGCUUCCUUCAGGGUGCCAUGUCAUUUGACAAUAUAUGGGAUGAGAUUUGCCGGGUUGCAUCAGAGCUAAACUGCAAUAGUGAACCUUUGGUGUAUGUUGUGAGCUGGAAUGACCAUUUUUUCAUCCUCAGGGUUGACUGGGAUGCCUUUUACAUCAUUGACACAUUGGGAGAAAGGCUUUACGAGGGCUGCAAUCAAGCUUUUGUUCUCAAAUUCAACCAUGACACCACCAUCGAAACAUUACCUUGUCAAACUUCAUCAUCAGAGGAUGCAAAGCCCACUGAAACAAAGUCUGCAAUAGUGGAGGCUUCUUCAUCAACGGGUCAACAGCAAGUUUCGUCUGACCAGGAAUCAGAAAGUGCACAAGGGAUAAAGGAAGAGAAGGUGCAUUGCAGAGGUAAAGAUUCCUGCAAGGAGUACAUAAAGAGGUUCUUGGCUGCCAUCCCAAUAAGGGAGUUGCAGAUUGAUAUGAAGAAGGGAUUGAAGUCUUCAGCCCCGAUUCACCAGCGACUACAGAUAGAGUUUAACUUCACUAAGCAGCAGUUUUUUCCAGCACCUGCUGAGUAUAUAGCUUUGGAGAUAGCAGGUGUUGUUCCAAUUUUGCCAGCGGCUGAUGUACAUGCAUCAAUGGCAGUUGAUCAAGUACCAGCACCAAUAAUGGUGGCCAGUAGCAGUUGACGUACCAGCAUCAAUGAUGACAGUCGCUGUUGCUUAGGAAAAAAAUUGAGAAGGGAUUAUACAUAUUGUCCAUUCUAACUCAUAAUUUUUUGGAGGGUUUUUUUAUUUUCUCCAUGUUUUCUUUUUUUAAACAGACGUUUAAGGUCUUACAGGAGGCAUUAUGUGUAAUUAAUCUUACUAAGCCCUUGUGAGUGCGUUUCGCCCUCAAAAGUGCAGGGUGAUCUUUUGCGCUUAGUAUAGAGAUAAACUGUUAUGCCAUAUUAUAACAUGAUAAUAAAAGUGUUUUUAUUUUAAUUUUGCUUCAACUUCUCUUAUA